Aaosphaeria arxii CBS 175.79 is the source of this 220-nucleotide messenger RNA. RefSeq lists its product as uncharacterized. Bases 12 to 197 code for a protein of 61 amino acids. The transcript has a single exon. Lineage: Eukaryota; Fungi; Ascomycota; Dothideomycetes; Pleosporales. The record is from RefSeq and is a predicted model, not a curated record.
GUUAUCAUCUUAUGCUCCCUAUUCUUUCCUGCUCUGCUCUGCUCUGCUCUGCUCUGCUCUGCUCUGCUCUGCCCUAUCUUGAACUCUUGUUUCUCUUUUCAUCUCCACGUUUUCUUGCCAUGCGCACACGAACACGAGCUCUCCUUCUUUCACAUGCUCCGUGCAAAUCGGAAUCGGAAGCGAUGUCGCAGUCGUAGUCGCAAGAAUGAAUCGCGAUCGU